Carassius carassius (crucian carp) is the source of this 1781-nucleotide messenger RNA. It is a transcript of the gene adat1, whose product is annotated as adenosine deaminase tRNA specific 1. Lineage: Eukaryota; Metazoa; Chordata; Actinopteri; Cypriniformes; Cyprinidae. The transcript is spliced from 10 exons. The record is from RefSeq and is a predicted model, not a curated record. The coding region runs from base 160 to 1569 and encodes 469 amino acids. Gene Ontology annotation, biological process: RNA processing. Gene Ontology annotation, molecular function: adenosine deaminase activity; RNA binding.
UUUUAUUUUGAAAUCCUUAAUAUUUUACUCCUGCUUUGGGCGCAAGACUUCUGCCAAAGACACGAGAAACCACAAAAAAAGCAUUUAUUAGCUACUGCAUUUAUAUUUAAAUCCGUAAUUCGCAAGAGCGUUUAACCAAGUUAUCUAAGUCAGCAGAUCAUGUGGAGUCCUGAUGAAAUAUCCAGCUUGUGUUAUAAUCGCUUCAAUAAACUGCCUAAAAGAGGAAAGCCAGAGGCGGGCAGAGAGUGGACUCUACUAGCGGCUGUGAUUCUGCUGACUGACAGUUCAGAGCAUAAGACAGUUCACAAGCAGGUUGUGUCUUUGGGGACCGGCACCAAAUGCAUCGGCCAGUCUGCCAUGAGUAGGAAGGGUGACAUUCUGAAUGACAGUCAUGCUGAGGUUAUUGCUCGGAGGGGAUGUGUCAGGUAUCUGACAGAGCAGUUGUACAGAGCCGUGAGCGGCCAGAGCUCGGAUGUUUUCUGUCCAGGAUCUGAAGAGGGAAAAUGGACAGUUAAACCGGGAGUUUCUUUCCUUUUCUUCACCAGUCAAACUCCCUGUGGUGAUGCCUCCAUAUUUCCUAUGGCUGGGAGUCAAGCGCAGCCCUGCGAACCAGUGAAUGCAAUCCAGAGUGAAGAAUCAGAGAGACGAGGCCUGAAACGACACGCUGAGUGUGAUUUGGAAGAGACCAGGCAGGGUCCAAGAAUGAAGACAAGUGACAACCAUUCAUCUCACAGAAAAUCGGGGAAUACCAGUGAGCAUGAAGUACUAACAGAAAACAAAGAAAGUAAUCCAUUAAAUGAAGUCUUGCACUGUCACCCACCUGACCUCCAUCGGACAGGGGCAAAGUGUGUCCCUGACAGCCCAGCCGACCCGCUCCAGCUCGGGUUACUCUAUCACAGCGUCGGGGUUCUGCGGCUGAAGCCGGGACGUGGGGAGCGCACACUUUCUCUGUCCUGCAGUGAUAAACUGGCCCGAUGGGGCGUUCUGGGCUUCCAGGGUGCCCUGCUAUCUCAUUUCCUGCAAGCACCGCUCUAUUUCAGAGCUGUGGUGGUUGGAAAGUGUCCAUACAGCCAUCAGGCAAUGCAGAGAGCACUGAAAACACGAUGCUCUGACGUGAGGGAUCUGCCGCCAGGUUUCUCUGCACACGAUCCAGAGCUUCUGCAGUCUGGGCUGGAAUUUCCUCACAACCACACACACACCGAGUCCAAACACACACACACACAGGGCAGAAUAUCUCCCUGCGGAGCAGCCAUCAGCUGGUGUGCCGUUUCCCAGCAGCCUCUAGAUGUCACUGCAAAUGGCUAUAAACAAGGAGUGACUAAAAAAGCACUGGGCACAUCGCAAGCAAGAUCUUUAAUCAGUAAAGUGGAGCUCUUUCAUUCAUUCCUGAAACUGGUGGCUGCAACUGAAGACUCCCAGCUUCCAGAGUCCCUCCGUGGAAAAGAUUUGAAGACGUACUGGGACUACAAGCAGGCCGCAGGGGCGUAUCAGCAGGCCUGGACACAGCUGCGUCUGCAGGCCUUCCCGCUGUGGCCCCGCAGCCCACCAGAACUGCUGCUGUUCUCCUAGUGGACUGGACUUUUAUCAUAUCAGUGUCCUGAACGGAUUGCAUGAUCUGAAGCUGUAUCUUGCACUAAAGGCUCCAACAGAGUUCACAUAAAUAAAUGUAAAUAAAUGUGCCAUGUUAGCAUGCACACUUGGUUCUUUUCCAUGAAACAAAAUCAUAUAUUGACCAGGGGCUAUAAACCACAAAUGGCCAUAUGACUAUUGUGCUACAUUCC